AUGGAUACUUCAAAUUCAAUUGAAGAUGCAUUAAAUUUUGCAUCACAAGAAAUUUCCAUUUAUUUUGGCUUGUCAGUUCUACUCUUAGGUGUUAUUGGUGGAAUACUUAAUCUUAUUAUUUUUACUACAUUAAAAACAUUUCGAGAAACAACUUGUGCAUUCUAUCUAACUGUUGUUUCAUCCAUCAACAUUGGUCAAUUAAUCAUAUCAUUAUUUAUACGUAUUCUCAGUGAUGGAUUUAAUACUGACAUUAGAAAAAUAUCAUGGGUUUGUAAAAUACAUAUAUAUAUGGCAUCAGUAUUUGCACUUAUUUCAAUGACAGUUAUGUGUUUUGCAACUAUUGAUCAAUAUAUUUCAAUGACAAAAUAUCGACGUUUCAGUAAUUUACAGCUAGCUCAUUAUGGAGUUAUUUCAACUUGUUUUAUCUGGAGUAUAUAUACUAUUUCCUUUUUGAUCUUUUGGGAUUCAUCUUCUGGUGUUUGUACAAUCAACAAUUUGAGUUUUUCCAUAUAUUCAUCACGUUUUCAUUUUCCAAUUCUUCUAGGAUUUUUACCUAUAAGUAUAAUGAUUACAUUUUCUAUAUUGGCUUUUCAUAGUGCUCGUACAUUAAUUAGUCGACAAAUGAAUAUAGUUCGUUUAAGUCGAGAUCGACAACUAACAGCAAUGACACUUGUUCAUGUUAUGUUUAUUAUAAUUACAACAAUACCUUACGUAGUUUUUUUUGUCUAUUUACUAAAUCAACAUAAUACAGGUCCUGAACAAACAGCGCGUAAUAAUCUUAUUUUUACAAUCGUACUUUUAAUUAGUUAUUCAACUUAUUCUGGAUCUUUUUAUAUAUAUUGUUGUGUUUCGGAACGUUUUCGACGGCAACUUGUGUAUGUAUUAAUGAAAGUUUGUAUUAAUCGAUGGCAACAGUGGAUUAAUAAUCGGAAUCAUAAUCGGAUUAUGCCAAGUAUGGAAAUGAUACUCGAUACGCACGCUAUACGACCAAGAGGAACAUUUCUUGAAAGUAUUUCAGUUCGAUAA
This is a messenger RNA of Adineta steineri, 1026 nucleotides long. Lineage: Eukaryota; Metazoa; Rotifera; Eurotatoria; Adinetida; Adinetidae. The record is from the annotation of a GenBank genome assembly.